AUUUUUGUUAUAUUGUAUUGCAAAGCAAAUAAUACGCAACAUUUGGUGACUAGAGUAUCUAGCAAAUGUCGCUUAGCAGUAUAUGAAAAUGGUAUUCGGUAGUUGGACCAGCCGAAGAAGAGAAGAAUUAAAGCAAAAUAGAACCCACAUGCGUGUCACUGCACACACUCUUCACACAGGCUUACCAGUACCUGGGAUAGUAGGCACCGUACGCAAGGUUGUUUGUGUUGGAAUACGCGUUGUUGUUCCACUGGUUAAAGUUGGAACUGCCAGAGCUGCCGAAAGGAGAGACAUUGUUGCCCUGCGAGGCAGCAAAUCCGUUGUUCCACGAGUUGCUGUUGGUACCGAACGGCGAGACGUUCGACGUGGCGCCGUUAUCAUACGCACCAACAUUGUGGACAUUGGACUGGGUGUUGCCGUAGAUGCCUGGAUAGUAGCCGCCAUAGAUUGGGGCGGCAGAGACUGUCGACGCAACCAGAGAAACAAAGGAGACGAUGAAGGAGUUCAUUGCUAUGUAUGUACGAAGCUGUGGGUGUGUGGAGAAAGGAAACUGUUGCUUAAGUGAUUUUGCUGG
Messenger RNA from Linderina pennispora, 574 nucleotides. RefSeq lists its product as uncharacterized. Lineage: Eukaryota; Fungi; Kickxellomycota; Kickxellomycetes; Kickxellales; Kickxellaceae. Bases 83 to 565 code for a protein of 160 amino acids. The transcript has a single exon. The record is from RefSeq and is a predicted model, not a curated record.